Hypoxylon trugodes is the source of this 1713-nucleotide messenger RNA. RefSeq lists its product as uncharacterized. Lineage: Eukaryota; Fungi; Ascomycota; Sordariomycetes; Xylariales; Hypoxylaceae. The transcript has 2 exons. The record is from RefSeq and is a predicted model, not a curated record. The coding region runs from base 1 to 1713 and encodes 570 amino acids.
AUGUCGAUCGACCGAGACGAUGAGGAGGAUGAGGGUACCGCAACCAACGAAUUGGCAGCUAUCAUGACCACUACAUCAACACCUGUCACGCCUGGUCCCACGAGUCCGCCUCUAGAACAACCUAAACCCACCGAUUUCGUGCCCCCGACGAGGCCUAGCAGCACUCCGUUUCCUAAUGCCCAACAAGGUCAGACUGAUAUACGCUGUUUGACGUGUCAACCAGACUGCUUUGGAUCCGAGGAUUGUAUGGUAACAAGUCCUGUUUCCACGUCGCCGAUUGUCGAGCAAGAACCAAUCUUAACGUUGGCCCAACUACCGGCCGAGAUCCACGAAUGUAUACUCGAUCACAUAUUUGGGUACCGGGUUUCGACUACGUCCCCAAGCUCCCUUAACAUCCCAAGUGUCAACGCUCGAAGUUGGAGUACUGCGUUACGACAUUCUAGAAGAAAGGAAUUAUCCAAUCUGGCAUUUGUCUGUCCAUUAUGGAGGGACCUAAUCCAACAACGACUUUAUAGGCAUAUCAAGCUCAAGGCGACGGUACACUGCAGCAAUGAUGUUAUGGCCUUCUUUGUGCGUCAUCCUCACCUUCGAACGUAUGUGAAGCAUGUCGAGAUUUGGUUUCCAGUCUUUCAACCCAAGUUCCAUUCCCUUACACCAGGAGAUACAUCGCUUUCCCUACCAACCGUGUCACCUGAAGGUAUCGCCAGCGCAACUUAUGCGUUACCGACCGAUAAUUCUACUCUGGAGGAAGUAUUCUAUCUCGUAAAUAUGCAAUUUCCCGAAGCGCGUGUUAUGACACUAGAAGGUGGUGAGAGGAAAAAGGCGCCGCGAGUAAAAUUCAGUUUUGCUGGACCCUCGACGGCCCCUAGGGAUCUACCCGAGAUCGCGUCAAUUAGGACACUUAUUGUCAAAGGUCAAUGGAAUAUCAUCCGACAACAGAAGGAUUGGGAAGUCAUCUCGCGCGCCCUGCCAAAUCUAGAGGAAUGGCAUGGUACUUAUGCUAAACCAAAAUCUAAGAGUUAUCUUAGCAUGGCGAGUACGAUCGAGACUCUCGAUUCGAAAAUUACUAGCCUCAAUCUCUGCCUUGAGUGUGACUACAGGAGGGAAAUGACAUGUCCUCCUUAUUACCUGAAGGUCUGCGAAAAACUGCAUUGGUGCGAGAAGAUGGCAAAGGCGGCGAGUAAAUUGGAACAUCUCUCUUACACGGGGCGUGUUUGCCAUGGGUUCUUUGACAUGCUUGCGAAAUAUUCCAAUCCCCGCACCACCCGACUAAAGACUAUCGAUCUCACAGUCAAGAAUUGUUGCCGACAGAAUGCCCAAUGGAACGAGUCGGGUUCGGGUAUCACUGACAUGCACUUCAUCGCGGCUUUUGAGCAACUUGUGCUGGGUGGUAUCCGAGCUUUGGAGCGCCUCAAGUCGGUGGAGGUAUUACGAAUCCGAUAUGUUGACCUUGACUCGCCCGUCCCACCGCUUAAUCCAUAUUUUAUGGUUAGGGAUGGCUGGUGCUCUGGAGUGUGGAGUGAUGAAAUCGUCGCAGAGAUUAAUCGUGUACGCCCUGAUAUUUGCUUUGAGGAGAUGGUGGAUAGCUUUGGUGAAGUUGGCUAUAAUAAGGAAGGCCGAUUGGUUAUUAACCCGGACUUUCCGAAAUCGAGGGUUCUCUCCCUCAAGUUGGCGAAUUACGCCAUGCUAUCGGGUGGUAUCACGAUCGUGUAA